AUGUUGAUAGCGCAAAAACUACUUGUCGUUGUGUCUGCGGCUGCUGCUCUUGCCUCUGCUCAGACACCUUCAUAUCCUGGAGAGCUACUUAUUGAACCCCUCCUUAACAAUGGUGAGGACGAAAGAUUUGUUGAGGCGGUCUCCAUUAACGUUGUCAUCGCAGGCAUGUGUUUGAAUGCGGCGAGCGACAGCGAUGGCGCCAUUGUCACUAUCGAAGCCUGUACUGGAGCGACUUCUCAAAAGUGGACCUUCACUGGCGGCACUGUCCAAGUAUUCGGCACUAAAUGCUUGGAUGUCACUAAUGGAAGUACUGCUGAUGGUGUCAAGCUGCAAGUCUGGACUUGCUCCACCAACUCGAAUCCCAACCAGCAGUUCUAUUACACCUACGACAACCAUCUUGCUUGGACCAGUCACAGCACGUGUCUCGAUCUCACCGAUGGAAACCAAUCAGCUGGGAACCAGAUCCAACUUUGGUCUUGCGGAACCAGCCCCAACCAAGUUUGGAACACUGAUGACCAUGUCUCUUCUCUUCCUACUGUUUCGAUCAAUAACUCCGGAGGUGACACCGGCGGAGAGCUCGAUCCUCAUGGCGCUGAUCAGAAUGGAAAUCCGACAUGUUCUGAGCGCAACUAG
Messenger RNA from Desarmillaria tabescens, 633 nucleotides. RefSeq names its product ricin B lectin domain-containing protein. NCBI's taxonomy places the organism in Eukaryota, Fungi, Basidiomycota, Agaricomycetes, Agaricales, Physalacriaceae. The transcript has 5 exons. The record is from RefSeq and is a predicted model, not a curated record. Bases 1 to 633 code for a protein of 210 amino acids.